CGGUAUCCUUGGCACAUGAGAGAGCGUGCAGAUCUGAAAUUGCCCUGAAUGGAUACAGGAUCAUGCAGAAAACGAGCUGUUCUGGGGACAAAAGGGCAGCGAUCGGCCGCAGCCUCCUCCCAAAAAUAAGCCCCAGUCCAGCACCCCUCCGGGCCAAGGGGAGGGAACCGGCUGGCUAGCAGGGGGAGGUUGAGCGGAGCCUGGGCUGAGGAUGAUAGGCAGGACGGCAACAAAGCCAGGGGCUUGGAGGAAAGCUGCAAGUUUCGGCGAGAGCCAGGACUAAAGCCCUGCGGGCGGCAGGGCUGGCUCGGGCCCGGAGCGAAUACUGUGGGGAAAAUGUGCACCACUCAAGAAGAUAUUGCAUAUGAUUUUGAAGAUGAUUCAAAAGAUAAGACUAAGACACUUAAGCCUAAUCCAAACAUUGAUGGCGGAUGGGCUUGGAUGAUUGUCCUUUCUUCCUUCCUUGUACAUAUACUCAUCAUGGGGUCACAAAUGGCCCUUGGAAUACUUAACAUGGAAUGGCUUGAAGAAUUCAGUCAAAGUCGAGGCUUGACUGCCUGGGUUAGCUCCCUUAGCAUGGGUAUUACAUUGAUCGUAGGUCCUUUCAUUGGUUUAUUCAUUAACACAUGUGGGUGCCGCAAGACAGCAAUAACUGGCGGGAUCUUGAAUGCCCUAGGCUGGGUAUUGAGUGCCUAUGCCUCAAAUGUACAUUACCUCUUCAUUACAUUUGGUGUGACAGCUGGUGUUGGGAGUGGCAUGGUUUAUCUUCCUGCAGUGGUCAUGGUAGGACAGUAUUUUCAGAAGAGAAGAGCACUAGCUCAGGGACUUAGUACCACUGGAACAGGGUUUGGAACAUUUCUAAUGACCAUUUUACUGAAGCAUCUGUGUAAGGAAUUUGGAUGGAGGAAUGCAAUGUUCAUCCAGGGUGCUGUGUCUCUGAACCUGUGUGUCUGCGGAGCGCUCAUGAGGCCACUUUCUUCCGGGAAGGAUGCCAAUGAAAAAGGUGUUAAGAGAAACAGUAGUGAAGAUUAUCAUGCAAAAGCUCUGUUCCACUCUGCAAAGCCCAUAAAAUCUAAUGGGGUAUUACAUGAAGAGCAAGAGAAAAAAGAAGGACCAGUUAAUGACAAAGUGCUUGAUAAUAUUCAAGCUAUGAAGUGCAAAGGUAAAACCAGACGUGGAAAGCAUUUGUAUGCUCUUUGCAUUCUCAAGAGAGUGAGCCAGCUGACUGUUACAAUCAAGAAGGGGUUUGGAACAUGGUACUCCAGCUACUUUGGGGCUGCAUCACUUUUUACUAAUAGAGUAUUUGUGGCCUUUGUGUUUUGGGCAUUGUUUGCAUACAGCAGCUUUGUUAUUCCUUUUAUUCAUCUUCCAGAAAUCGUCAAACAGUAUAAUUUAUCCACACAGAAUGAUGUAUUUCCUUUGACCUCGAUUAUAGCCAUAGUUCAUAUAUUUGGUAAGGUGAUCCUUGGAAUCAUCUCUGAUUUACCCUGCAUCAGUACUUGGAAUGUCUUUCUGACAGCUAACUUCACUCUUGUCACCUGUAUUCUUAUUUUGCCAUUAAUGCAUACAUAUAUUAGCCUGGCAAUGGUUUGUGCCCUAAUAGGAUUUUCCAGUGGAUAUUUUUCUCUCAUGCCUGUUGUGACUGAAGAUUUAGUGGGGAUAGAGCACCUUGCAAAUGCUUACGGCAUCAUACUUUGUGCCAAUGGGAUAUCUGCACUGCUAGGACCACCAUUUGCAGGUUGGAUCUAUGACAUCACACAAAAAUAUGAUUUUUCUUUUUACAUAUGUGGUUUGCUUUACAUGGUAGGAAUAAUCUUUUUACUCAUCCAACCUUGUAUUCAAAAGAAACAAUCAAAAGACAAACCCACUGAAAGCACAAAAGUAUAGUUCAAUUUAUGGAAUGUUUUGAAAAGAAUAUAUUGGGUUCAUGUCUCUGUUAUAUAGCAGUAUAAAAUUGUUAUUCUUACAAGACCAACUGCAUUGAAGAGCAUCACAGUGAAUAAUGAAUGAGCUGCAAAGUGCUGAUAUUAAAUAAUUAGUGGAAAUGUGCUUGUAAAAGCAAGUUGACUGUCAUACUUAUGAUUCUUUGCUUAGAACUGUCUCUUUAACAAAUACUGAUGUUAAGAGCUUUCCAGAUGUAAUAUUGCUAUUUUUACAUUUGGUCAGUGGUUGAAACAUUAGUUCUGAUUCACAAAAAGAAAAGGAGGACUUGUGGCACCUUAGACACUAAC
Molecule: messenger RNA, 2231 nt
Organism: Caretta caretta (loggerhead turtle)
Lineage: Eukaryota; Metazoa; Chordata; Testudines; Cheloniidae
Gene: SLC16A14
Product: solute carrier family 16 member 14
Biological process (GO): monocarboxylic acid transport; transmembrane transport
Molecular function (GO): monocarboxylic acid transmembrane transporter activity
Source: RefSeq, a predicted model, not a curated record